Messenger RNA from Caenorhabditis sp. 36 PRJEB53466, 2911 nucleotides. Lineage: Eukaryota; Metazoa; Nematoda; Chromadorea; Rhabditida; Rhabditidae. The record is from the annotation of a GenBank genome assembly.
AUGGUUGACAAAGAAAACAGUGCAACAGCUAACACCGAAAUUAACGAAAUUUCUGCAAAGUUUGAGAAGAUCUCCAACCUAGAAACCUUGAAAGGAAUCGUAAGUGUUUUGCAUUUUUUCUCGGACUAAAAAGCGUAUUUCAGUCGUCAGAAGAUGUUCCUUUCGAAGAAGACAUUCUUCGUAAUCCAACAUCCGUCAAUUGUUGGCAGAGAUAUAUCGAUCAUAAAAGGAAUAACAACUCUCCCGCAAAACAAGUGUUCCUGGUAUAAAAACAAACACUUAUUCCGGAAUUUUGAAGCUGUGUUUUUACAGAUCUAUGAACGUGCUCUGGCUAUUUUCGAGAGAAGUUACAAGUUGUGGUAUCAUUAUCUGAAAUACCGAGAGAGCACAAUUGUGAGCAAGUGUCCGACUGAUAAUGCAUGGUGUUCGCUGUGCGAUACUUAUGAGAGAUGUCUGAUGCGACUGCACAAGGUAUUUUGUAAGCCCUAAAGACCCUAUCGUUAUUUUGCUAAUUUCAGAUGCCCCGAAUUUGGAUUUGCUACUGCGAGUUGAUGGUUAAGCGAGGCCUCAUCACGGAAACCCGACGCGUUUUCGAUCGAGCCCUCCGCUCACUUCCAGUCACUCAACACAUGCGUAUUUGGACCAUUUACAUCGACUUUCUCACAAGCCACGACCUUCCGGAAACCACGAUCCGUGUCUACAGAAGAUAUCUGAAACUGAACCCGAAAGCCCGCGAGGAUUACGUCGAGUAUCUCAUCGAAAGAGACCAAAUCGACGAAGCCGCCAAAGAAUUGUCUACUCUCGUCAACCAGGACCAAAAUGUGUCGGAGAAAGGAAAAACCGGUCAUCAGCUGUGGACGCAGCUCUGCGAUCUCAUUUCCAAAAACCCCGUCAAAAUCUUUUCUCUCAACGUGGAUGCUAUUAUCCGACAGGGAAUCUACCGAUACACGGAUCAGGUCGGAUUCCUCUGGUGUUCUCUCGCCGACUACUACAUUCGUAGCGCAGAGUUCGAAAGAGUGAGAUUCAACUUUAUGAAUUUCUUCACUUUUUUAUUCUUCCAGGCUAGAGACGUUUAUGAAGAGGCUAUAGCAAAAGUGUCAACUGUUCGGGACUUUGCUCAAGUUUACGACGCGUAUGCUGCAUUCGAAGAGAGGGAAGUGUCGAUCAUGAUGGAGGAAGUGGAACAAAGUUCGGAUCCAGAAGAAGAAGUUGAUCUCGAGUGGAUGUUCCAGAGGUAUAAUUGAAGCUUCGGCCACAACUAAAUGACGACAUUCAGAUAUCAAAACUUGAUGGAACGAAAGAAUGAGUUGAUGAACAGUGUUCUCCUGCGACAGAAUCCACACAAUGUCGGUGAAUGGCUAAACAGAGUGAAGUUGUAUGAAGGAAACUACGAGAAACAGAUUGAAACUUUCAAAGAAGCCGUAAAAUCGGUAAAUCCGAAGAUUCAAGUCGGAAAGGUCAGAGAUCUGUGGCUUGCCUUCACUAAAUUAUACGAAGAGCACGAAGACCUGGAUAUGGCACAAAAGACUUUCGAAACGGCAGUCAAUUCUCAGUUUGGAGGAGUUAGCGAGUUGGCCAACGUGUGGUGUGCCUAUGCGGAAAUGGAGAUGAAGCACAAACGACCGAAGGCCGCACUUGCGAUUCUGCAGAGAGCGUGUGCCGUUCCGAAGCCUGGAGACUUUGAAAACAUGCAAUCAGUGCAGGCAAGAGUGCACCGAAGUCCCAUUAUGUGGGCGAUGUACGCCGACUACGAGGAAUGUUGCGGAACGGUUGAAUCGUGCCGCAAAGUCUACGACAAGAUGAUCGAACUGCGCGUCGCUUCGCCGCAAAUGAUUAUGAAUUACGCAAUGUUCCUCGAAGAAAACGAAUACUUCGAGCUGGCGUUCCAGGCGUACGAAAAGGGAAUCGCUCUGUUCAGAUGGCCGAGUGUAUUCGAUAUUUGGAACACUUAUCUUGUCAAAUUCAUAAAAAGAUACGGUGGAAAGAAGCUGGAACGAGCUCGUGAUCUGUUUGAACAAUGCCUCGAAAACUGCCCUCCAAAACAUGCAAAAUGUAAGUUUCAAAUCUAGAUUACAUAUUUACCUUCUUACUUUAUUUCAGACAUCUUUCUGCUCUACGCAAAGCUCGAGGAGGAGCAUGGACUCGCUCGCCACGCCCUUUCCAUUUACAACAGAGCAACUUCUGGAGUCGACCGAUCGGAUAUGCAUUUGGUAAAAUCAAUUUGAAUUAUUUAAACAUUACGAGUGAAUUUUUUCAGAUGUAUAAUAUCUACAUCAAAAAAGUGCAAGAAAUGUACGGAAUCGCCCAGUGCCGUCCAAUAUUUGAAAGAUCCAUUUCGGAGUUGCCGGAAGACAAAUCGCGAGCUAUGAGCUUGCGAUACGCUCAGUUGGAAACUACAGUCGGAGAAAUUGAUCGAGCCAGAGCAAUAUACGCGCACGCGGCUGAAAUUUCGGAUCCGAAGGUGCAUGUCAAGUUCUGGGACACUUGGAAAAAUUUUGAAGUGGCCCAUGGGAAUGAGGCCACCGUGCGAGACAUGCUCCGUGUCCGUCGCUCCGUCGAGGCUUCUUACAACGUGAACGUAACUCUGACAUCUGUUCAAAUGCGUGUGGAUGCCGAACGGAAAGCCCACGAGACGACGAGCGGAACCGCCAAUCCGAUGGAUUCUUUGGAUCAGCAAGCACAGGACGGAGGAUCGAUUACGCAAGUGUCUCUCAACAAGGGAAACAUUUCGUUCGUUCGCGGAGAGAGCAAAACGGUGCAGCAAGGAACGACAGAGAAUCCGGACGAGAUCGACUUGGACAACGACGAGGAAGACGACGAAGAGGAGGACAUGGACAUCGAGACGCAGACGGUGCCAGCACAGAUCUUCGGAAGUCUGAACCCGGAGGAGGACAACGAUGCUCAAGCUUGA